AUGUGUAUAUUGGCAUUAAAUAUUCUAAUCCAGAGUGUUUGGCCACUCACAAUAUGUGAGUUGCCGUUCACGUACAGUCUUGGCGAAGGUCAAUUUGAGGAGCUCAAGGAUGGCAAGAAUCAAGCUCGAAGAGGGAAUAGCAGUAACUGCUGGAAGGAAACAGAGUGCUUGAAUCGUAAAGGCUACUGCUUGAAGGUCGCUGACUUUAUGGUGGGAUUUGGCAGGGACAGAGAGUAUUUGAUGCCCAUGUUGACGCUAGGUAGGAGCAUUCAUUUCCCCCCAUACCCAAAUAUUUUUUUCCAAAUUUUUUCAGUUGACGAGCCUGUGGUAUGGAACACCACUUUGGAUGGCGGAGAGAGGAAACUCUGCAAACUUGACAAGUCUUGUACAGACUUUGUUUACCAGCUAGUCAUCUACAGCGUUAAUAAGGACUGGGUAACUCUUGUCGGCGAUAAAGGGUUGAACGCUAUGGAAAAAGACCCGUUCUGCUACAUAUAUGGCAAAGCUCUCAGAGACUUCAAACGAUGGGAGAUCACCGAUGAGAAGUACACAGACAAGGGAUCCUUCAAAUAUCUCUUCACCCUCUACUUGCUACCACAGAAAGCGGCACGGCGCAGGACGGAGGACUUAAAGGAUCUUAAAGAUGAAAUGCUGGAUGGACCAAACUGUGACUAUUUGUACAUUAAAUUGAGCACCAAACAGUUCAGAUUGCUUGUAGCACCAGAAAAGCCGACCGAACCUCCAAUAGUCUAUAGUAGUCGUGAAACAAGAAAUAUAGUAAACAUGAAAAAGACAAGGAAGCCGAAAAGGACAACAGAAACACCAGAAGAAGAAGAGGAAGAAGAAGAAGAGCCUUCCCCAGCUUCAAGUUCGAAUGUGGUCGUUGUCGUCAUCAUCACUGUCGUCGUCUUUUUGAUUGUUCUCAGCAUCAUUGGCUGUCUUCUCUGGUUCUUGGUAUUCCGCAAAAAAGAAGAAAAGAAGGAAGAGGAACAACAACCAGUAGAAGUUGACUAUUUUGGAACGACGGUGGGAACUACUGGCGCUAAGGGGACUGCUGGAGGGACUUCAGCGAAGACACAGACUGGAUGGAGUACUGUGGGCAGUACACAAAUAAAGAGCGGAAUGUCGGCUGCUGGAGGGGGAACGACUGUUGGUGGCACUCAAAUCCUUUCCUACAACGACAAAUCUUCAUUGGGCUUCGAUACGAGUAAAAACGAGACUUGAACGGGCAGAAAGGAAGGAAGAGGAAAAACUGAAGUGUGAAUAAUAAGAGAAGAAUAAAUGUUGUGUGUGAUACUCUAAUUCUAAAAUUCACCCUUAUCCCUAACUAUAUAUAAACUUGUUUGUAAGCCCCCUAAAUAUAUUUACCCUUUUCGAGUAUUAUAUUCAUUUGUUUGUGUCAUAAUUUUUGUUGUAUUGUAUUUGUAUGGUGUUGUAUAUUAAUUAUAUUUGGUGUAAUAAAAUUGUAUGUUUAAUUGAAUAUGUGACUCGAGUAAGAUGCUUAUUAGGUUCUCAAAAAAAAUUUUUUUUAUUUUAUUUUCAAAAAUCGGUUAAA
Messenger RNA from Meloidogyne enterolobii, 1555 nucleotides. The record is from the annotation of a GenBank genome assembly. NCBI's taxonomy places the organism in Eukaryota, Metazoa, Nematoda, Chromadorea, Rhabditida, Meloidogynidae.